Molecule: messenger RNA, 3054 nt
Organism: Prorocentrum cordatum
Lineage: Eukaryota; Dinophyceae; Prorocentrales; Prorocentraceae
Source: the annotation of a GenBank genome assembly
GCACUGCUUGUCGGUACAAGCCCUUGCUCUCUGCCACAUUACACCAUGGGUUUCACGAAUGGGUGCAAGCAGCCAUUCACGGUGUGCGGGUGCGGGCAGUGGGCGUUCAACUUCAGGAUCGAGCGCAACAAUGGGAAGUGCAUCAAGUGCGGAGCCAAGCUACAGCUGUACAAGCCGCAGGGAGGACAAGGUGCUGGCAACGACGUCGCUGCGGGAUCGCCGUGGCGCGAGGGAAGGCAGGGCCGCCGCUGGGGCGGCAACGGCGGCAACGGCGGCACCACUCAGCCCGCCGCCAGCAACAAGCAGCAGAACGAGGCGGAUGAGCUCAAGAAGGCGCUUGAGCUCUGCUCUGCCAUCCUCCCCGACGAUGCGAUGGAGCAGGCCAAGAAGAACUUGGCAGCCAAGACGGAGACGGAGGCCAAGGCCAGGACCCCGUCGCAGCAGGUCCAGUCCACGGCCGCCAUCCUGGAGCAGAAGGAGGCGGCGCUCCAGAAGGCCGCGGACGCGCUCGUCAAGGCCGAGGACGCUACCAAGAAGGCGAAGGAGGCGCACGUCUUGGCGGGCACCGAGCUGCUCAAGGCGAAGAAGGACCAUGAGGAUGCGGUGCAGUCGCUGGCCUCGACGGUGUCCAAGCGCCCCGUGGACGACACCACCACCAGCGACGGCAAGAAGGUCAUCUUUGCGUUCGACAUGUCCCUCCUCAACGAGGGCCUCGACCAGCUCGACGAGGAGAAGAGGAGGGAGCUGGAGGGCCACCGCGCAGCCCUCGACACCGCCUACCAGGCCAUGGUCGCCGAGGACGCCAAGGUCAGGGAGAUGUGGGCCAAGAUCGAGGAGAUCAAGGCGAGCCCGCCCAAGCGGGCGCGGGUCGAGGUCGCCAGCGCGGCUGAGGCCCCAGCGCAGCAGGCUGCCCAGGAGCAGCCAGCGGCUGCAGCGCAGCCGGCCGCACCUGCUGCGGAGGAGAAGCCUGACGUCGCCAUGGCGGGCGACGAGGAGCAGGCUGUCGAGAGCAUCGCGGUCCCUGGCCUGGACAAGGCCGACCCCGAGCUGCUCGCGGCCACCCUCGAGCAGUCCGUCGCCGACGCCCGCGGCCGCCUGCCCGCCUGGCCCCCGCGGCCCAGCGGCAGCGGAGCAGCGGCCUCCUCUGGCGGCCCAGGCCCCGCGGCGGCGGCAGCGGCCACUGGCGGCGCCAGCGGCGGCCCGCCCCAGGCAGCGGCCGCCCCUGCUCCUGCUGCUGGCGGCGCUGGCAGCGCUGCCAAGCCUGGAGCCCAGGCUGUGGACGCUCUGAGACAGGAGGCAGCCAGCGCGCAGCGGGCCAAGCGGCAGCACUGCACAGACGCGACGGUAUUCUUCAGCAACAUCACGAAGUGGGGCCCGCAAGCGAGGGGCUUCAUGCGGGCCCAGGCCGAGAGCUACGACCUCGUCGGCCUGGUGGAGACACAUGCUAACGAGACCGCGACAGGCAAGGCGCGCAGCGACUUGUCACGAGAUGGAUGGAAGCUACUCGGCACACCAGCGAGAUUGACGGGACGCUCUGCGACGGGCACCUCAGGAGGCGAGUGGAUGGUGGCCAAGAAGCAGAUACAGACAACUUCUUUCGAGGCCUGGAGAGAGGCAGGCAGGAGCAAAUCUGGCCAGGACCCGUUUGAGGGGUUCUGCCCGACUUGCUGGCACCUCAAGUCGGGAAACAUCGUGAUCGUCAGCGCCUACCUCCUCCCGCAGCUCGGGUUCAAGGAGGCCAACCAGCGGGCCCUGGUAAGGCUCGGCGCCUUCCUCCGCCAGCUGCGCGACCCCUGGGCGGUCCUGGGCGACUGGAACAUCACGCCAGACGAGUGGGACAAGACACAAUGGCUUACGGAGCUCAAUGCGGAGAGGCUGCUGGCGGAGAAUUGCACCGCCACGUGCAGCAGGGGCUCGGGCAGCGCCAUCGACUACGCCCUGGUCUCCAAGGGCACGGCAGCCCACCUGAAGCUGCAGGCUGUCGAGGAGGUCCCGUGGAAGGACCACGUCGGCCUGAAGCUCACGAUAAAGGACGGCAAGCAGAGGUGGUGGCACAGGAAGCUGGACAUCGCGCGCGAGCUCCCCACGGUCCCGCGGCCCAAGAAGCAGGCCGACCCGAACAGCAAGCGGCAGAAGGGCAUCCAGAAGGCCAAGGAGGAGAGGCGCGCCAGGCUCCACGAGCACCUGCAGGCCGCCUUCGACGAGAUGUACGACGAGCUGGGCGGAGACGAUGACGAGAGGGAGGCUGCGCCCACCACGACCUUCAACAUCCCAGGGCAAGUGUGGGAAGAUGCGAGUGCAGCAGUGGACGCCAGAGGACUGGCCCCAGGAGUGACAGCCUGGGAGAGACCAGCCUCCCCACUGACAGCAACAUCGAGAAGCCAAGAGAGCAAGGACCACUUCUUGCUGACGAGGGACCCGCAGGGCCAGCAGAAGAUCGACAGCCACUUCGCGAGGUGGAUCACGACCCUGGAGCUUGCGACCCUCCAGCACCAUGAGAUUGACACAGACAAGCAGGACGCCUACGUGGGCAGAGGCAGAGGAUAUGCCAUCAAGUUGGUCAGGACCUCGGCCACGCCGGCGCGAGCGCACCUCCGAGACCCACACCUCGAGUGGUGGCACAUCGCGGCGACGCUCCUCAAGCGCUACGAGAUGCUCAGGCGCACCGACAGGAUCUCCGAGGCCGCCAGCUGCUACGGCAAGAUCGUCGAGCUCAUGCAGAAGGCUGAGGAGACGCAGCUCCACGAGGUGUUCAACAAGGACGUGAUCCCCAUCAUCGAGAUCAGCGAGAGGUACCAAGGGAGGGCAAUCGGGCAGGCGCUCACCAAGUCGAGGAAGGCCUACCAGAGCUGGGCCAUCAAGAUGUGGAAGGAAGCACCGCGGCACCUCCACAACAUGGUCAAGGACCCGAGACCCGAGACCGUUGAGAAGAUCCAGCAGGGGAGCUCCGUGGCGGACCCCGACCAGAUCAUGAGCAACCGCGCCGACGAGUGGGAGAAGCACUGGGCUGACCCCAGCGUGACCCCCGACCAGCUCCUCGACGGCAUCCACAUG